This is a messenger RNA of Hermetia illucens (black soldier fly), 6302 nucleotides long. It is a transcript of the gene Adcy8, whose product is annotated as adenylyl cyclase 78C. The transcript has 24 exons. Bases 1747 to 5991 code for a protein of 1414 amino acids. Gene Ontology annotation, biological process: cAMP biosynthetic process; adenylate cyclase-activating G protein-coupled receptor signaling pathway; intracellular signal transduction. NCBI's taxonomy places the organism in Eukaryota, Metazoa, Arthropoda, Insecta, Diptera, Stratiomyidae. Gene Ontology annotation, molecular function: adenylate cyclase activity. The record is from RefSeq and is a predicted model, not a curated record. Gene Ontology annotation, cellular component: plasma membrane.
AUAAAUAUUUGCUUUAGCCUAAGCUGUUAAUAGGAUAAAUAUCGCGAAUUGCUUCAAAUUUCCAAAGUAAUUACCAAGUAACAAAUUCCAUUUUCCAGCGCUAGCAAUUUUUCCUCUGUAAACCCCGGAUCGAUUGCUGAACGCGAUGUUCAUUACGGGAAAAGUUCCAUGACUACGGGGCGGAAUAUCGAAUUUUCAAGUGACACCUCAAGCACAAUAUUUACUCUCAGAUCGGAACAUGUUUCUACAACACCUCAUCAGAUUUAUGUUAUUAAUAACAAUUUCCACGGGUUGUAGGUACACACUCUAUUUACAAUUUGUAGCUUCAUUUGAAAAAUCACUGGCUCCGAGCAAUGAAUCAGUUGAAUGGAAGUUAAAUAAACCCCGACGCGCAAUGAAGAAAGUCGUUACUGUUAUCUGAGUUCUUAAGUAUGAAAUCUCUUUGAUCAGUGAAAAGAUUGAAUUAAGGCUGGAUUGGCAUCCAUUGGCUACGGCGCUUCUGGCGUCUACGCAAUUGUGUAUUUCUGGAACUUCAAUUGGAAACAGUGAUUAUCGUUGAGAAAGUGUUCGGGCUCAAGGUCGGUGCUAAUUUCUGAGCCACUUUCAGGGAAAAUAAUCCAGUGUAUCUAAUUUUGGCCUGUUUAAGUGCGUUUUUAUUGACAACAGUGCAAUCGAAAUGUUCACCAUUUUUUAAAAAGCGUUUUAUGACCCGAAAGUGGAGAAUAUCUCAACAAUAUCAGACAAAAUAAGAUCGGAGUGAACUCUGCGCUGUGGGUUUUAUUCUGAGUACGCGUGCAAUGCGAUGAGAACAGAAACAUACAUAAAUUAAUGAAAGUUGUCAUGAAAUUGCAGAAAGUUGUGAAACAUAAUUUAAAGUCUGUGUUAGUGGGAAUAACGAAUCCAAUUGAAAGUUUGACUCCCGCCAGGAUAAUCUCGAAUUUCUUAAUUAAGCUCAUGUCGAAUGGGAUGUUGUGUAUUCAGCCAAAUUAACAUGUUCGCUAUUAACUGAAUUUAUUAUUGUUUACAUUCGUUUAGGAAGAAAAAGAUAAAAAUAAUCAAAAAUCUGUUCAUGUUUGCGGAUUACGUGUGAUAAGCAAUUCGUUCAAUUUUAAUUUUCUUUUGCAGUAAUGAAAUGGAAAUGUUUGUAAAUAUUGAAUAAAUAUUCCUUGAAGACUUGUGAUAUUCGCUAAACUCCUCUACAUAGAUGCGUUGAUGAAAAUUGCAAUAGUUAUUCGCAGGCUUUUGAGUCUCAUGGAAAUGGGAAGCAAUUGAACUGCAGCACGAGACGGUGCACUCAGUGUUGGUACAAGGAGCUGAAAGCGCUUUGGACGAGCCAUUAAUGCAUGCAAGACAUGUGUUCUUAUUACGGCCAAUUAUUCUCCUUUGAUUUACAAGAAUCAUUCCUACAGCGUAUUGUGCUUUUUCGCGGUGAGGGAAGUGUGAAGCUAAAAUUAAUUAGCAAAGCUGGAGUAAUCUAGUCUAGUCUCGAAUGAAUGUUGAUUGUGCAAAUAAUAAACAAAUACUACAAAGAUGAUUGUAAAUACGAAAGUAGUUUUAACUAUCGUCUAUGGGGCGUAAGGUCCAAAGCCAAUAUUUACAAGUGUUGGUAGUGUUGACGUUAAUAGCGACAAAAUGAGAAUAUAGGCUAGAAUCAGAUGUUAUUCCACAUUUGCUUUUUGCUACUGAGAAUAGGGUAUAACAUAGCAUCAUAAUCUAGCGGCUAGAUUUGGGGGAAAAUCUUUUUGGAUGAUUUUCGUGAUGCGCGCCCGUUAUAAGGAACUCUCGUCGGUAGACAUUGCGAAAGUGCCGCGACUUCCAGGCGAUGGAGCUCAAAUGGACGAUGAGCAAAUUUGCAAUGAAAAUUCGUAUCGACCCCAAUCCGUGCGGAUAAUGGAUGGCGGCGAAUUUGAUAGGCACCAUAGCGCAAGUGAGUGCUAUUCCAAUAUAUUCGAGAAUAAAAGUCGACCGUUCAACAGCGAAAUAUAUUCAGCGUUCAAGCGGGCGAAUGUCGUCAAAGGUAUCCUGUGUCCAUCACUUACGAAUUCCUUUAAGUCGCGGUCUUUAGAAAGAUCUUAUCUGCGAUAUUCCCAUCGACAAAGACAAAAGUCCUUAAUUAUAGUUAAUGUAGUAGAUUUGGUGCUGAAAAUCGUUUUGGCAAUUAUUUGGAUAUGGCGGAAAUCAGCGGACACGCCAGUUACAGCAGAAGCCAUCACAUGGUCCGUGUGUUGUUGUAUAGCCAAUCUAGGAAUCUGUAUCCUGGGAACAUGGCGCUGUUUCGCUAACAACUACCUGCACUGGGCUGCGACGUGUACGUGGUUGCUCUUAAAUCUUCAAGGCUUUGUUGGCGAAGGAUUAGGUUUUGCGGAACGCGAAUAUCUAGUAUGGUAUAUUCUAUUUAUAAUUUUUGUGCCGUACGCAAUGCUACCACUCCCGCUGAAAUGGUGUGUCAUAGCAGGAACUGUAACCGCGUCCUGCCACCUUGUUGUUAUUUCAAUAGUGAAAUUUAAUCGAUCGGGGGAUACGAGCUGCAUCCUCCAUCAAUUAUUUGGAAAUUUUUUACUUUACGCAGCAAUAAAUGUCGUUGGAAUGUACACAAAAUAUUUAACUGACAGAGGACAACGGUUGGCGUUCAUUGAAACCCACAAAGCGAUGGAGCACAAAAAGGAGUCGGAGAGCGAAUUACAAAGAACGCAGAAGCUAUUGGACUCAAUUCUUCCGUUAGCUGUGAAUAACGAAAUUCGAAAGGAAAUGUACAAAACCGAUCCAGGCGAUAGUCAAUUCAACAAAUUGUACGUGUACAACAUGAACAACGUCAGUAUCCUUUUUGCCGACAUCAAGGGUUUUACGGAGUUGGCGAGCAAAACAUCAGCCCAGCAAUUAGUGAAAAUACUUAAUGACCUCUUCGCUAGGUUUGACCGCAUCGCUGAGGAUAAUCACUGUCUUCGGAUAAAACUGCUUGGUGAUUGCUACUAUUGCGUGUCCAUGUUCGAGAGCCACAACUGGAAAACUCGCCCCGACCAUGCCGUGUGCAGCGUGGAAACAGGACUACAUAUGAUUAAGGCCAUCAAAGAUGUCCGUCAUAACACACACGUGGAUUUGAACAUGAGAAUUGGGAUUCACAGUGGAUCAGUGAUGUGUGGCGUGCUGGGGAACAAGAAGUGGCAUUUUGAUGUAUGGUCCAACGAUGUUAUUAUCGCCAAUCAUAUGGAAUCCGGUGGAGUGCCUGGACGAGUUCACAUAUCAGAGGCGACCUUGAAGUGUUUGAACGACGCAUACGAAGUUGAGCCUGGCGACGGCGGGAGUCGGGAUAAUCAUUUGAAAAUGCUCAACAUAAAGACGUAUCUCAUAAAAAGAACCGAACCCCUAAGACCGCGCAGACGAUUUAUCAUCCACGACAGCCCCGAGAAGAAACCAGACAAUCGAGAGCCGAAAUUAUCAGACGCCCAUACAAACAACAACACAGUAAACAACAUCAACCCCAACGAGUCUAUUUCCUAUAACAAUGACGCCAAACGCGAAUCUAAAAAUACGAUUCAUGAGGAUGACCCGACCACAGACUGGACACCGGAAAUACCGUUUAAAAAUCUUAAUGAGCCAGAGGAGGGAAUUAUUCGAUCCGAAUCCUUUAUGUGUAACCCCAAGCAAGACCAUCGAGUGUCCAUUUCUGCCGAAGAGGAAGUUGAUGAACUAAUCGAUCAAAAUAUCCAGAUAAAUUCUAAUAAGCAAAUUAGGAGGGAGUAUCUUUACAGCUGGACACUGAAGUUCAAAGAUCCGAGUCAGGAAAUCAAAUUCUGUCAAUUACGAGAGGACAUGUUCAGGUCGAAUAUGCUCUGUGUUUUUGUAGUGUGGAUUUUUAUCGUCUUAUGCCAGGCAAUUGUGAUACCAAAGUGUACAGUUUUAAUAAUAUGCUUAGCUGUGAGUACUUUAAUUUUAACCGCUGGCUGCAUCUUAGUCAUGGCUGAGGAAUUUUCCGGUCUUCCAAAAAUCCUACAGAGGAGCUCUGCGUCCUUAGUGCAUCGUAGAAACUAUAGAACGAUUUUCAUUUGCAGUGUCAUUAUCCUCAUGGCAGUCGCCAGUUCUAUUGGACUUGUUCUGUGUCCAUAUUACCUAGAAGAUUCAAGAACGGAUAAUACGAACAUUACGGAUUCAUUUCUAGUGGAAAACUUGGGUUUAGAUAGCGAAAAGGAGAUCAAGCUCAACGUGUUUCUGCAAGCAACUAUUCAUCAUAAUAUUACCAUAAAUAACCAAGAGCCAGUCAACUAUAAUGUGGACACUGUUAUUAAAGACAAUUUCACAACAACUAAGGACCCGGCCAACCUACUUCAUAAGAAGUCAGCAGAAAUCGUCCUUGGCGAAGUGGAUACUUUAAGGGACAAAGUACUCGAUGCUUUGAACUUAACGAACUCCGCUUACAGUUCUACUGCAGAGAAUGGCACUGCGAUUGUCGAGACUUCGAGUCAGACAAUAACAUUCGAUUCUGACGAAUUGAAUAUGACAAACGCAACACUCAUUCAGGAUAAGGUUGCAAACUGCGCUCAUCCUGAGUAUGUAGUAUUCACUUGGAUUCUGUGCUUGAUUGCUCUAGCCACUGCUCUGAAGCUUUACUACUUGGUCAAGACAUUUAUGGCAACGGUCAUGGUGGUUGUGUAUGCCCUCCUGAUUCUAGUGGCAUUCCCGGACGUCUUCACGGACGCCAACGCACUGUUUGAGCAAUCCAAAGUAGGGAUGCCCCUUUCCGCUCAAAUGAUGAUCCUGCUUGCAGUUUUCUUGGUGAUGGUCACAUAUCAUGCACGGCUUGUGGAGGUAACAUCACGUUUGGACUUCAUAUGGAAGGAGCAGGCGGAGAAAGAACUAACCAACAUGAAGUCAAAUCGAUACCUCAACGACAUACUUAUAAAGAACAUUCUUCCGGAUCACGUAGCAGCAUAUUAUCUCUCAGACGAUAGAACCGGGGACGAACUCUAUUCCCAAAUGCAUAGUCUUUGCGGAGUCAUGUUCGCUUCCAUUCCCAAUUUCCAAGAUUUCUAUUCCGAAGACAUAGAAAAUGGCAAAGCAUGCAUUCGAAUUUUAAAUGAAAUUAUUUGUGAUUUUGAUGCGCUUCUAGAGGAACCGAGAUUUGCAUCUAUCGAGAAAAUUAAGACAGUGGGUGCGACGUAUAUGGCAGCAGCUGGAUUGAAUCCUAAGCAUUUGGUUGAACGGGGUGAAACCGCCGAAGAUAGUGUGUGUGAUUUGGUAGAAUUUGCGUUAGCUAUGAAACAAAAACUGCAAGAAGUUAAUAAAGACGCCUUCAAUACAUUCCAGUUAAGAGUGGGCAUUUGCAGCGGUCCAGCGGUAAGCGGAGUCAUAGGUGCGAGGAAGCCAGUCUAUGACAUUUGGGGCAACACAGUCAAUGUUGCAUCUCGUAUGGACUCAACCGGUGAAAAUUGGCGAAUACAAGUACCUAGUAAAACUGCGGAGCUACUUCAAAGGAAAGGUUACACUUGCAUAGUUCGCGGAGACAUUAACGUGAAAGGCAAGGGCAUCAUGAAAACAUAUUUUGCCCUCGGAAAAGGAGUCGCUGUCGGGCAAAAUGCUUCGCCAGUUAUGAUGCCAGCCGGAAUUCCAUUAGCUCAAACACCAUCCCUCCAACGACAAACAUCGCAUCAUGGCUCAUUCACAGCCGUGGUCUUCGAAAUGAUGCAGGCAUCAAAGCGAAGUAACAUGGCUGGAACACGUGAGUCUGCUGUUUUAGGUGUGAUAACAGAAAAUACAACUGGUACACCAUCACCCCAAAUACGUCGCGGACGCCGGGGCAGUACUUUCAGUUCGGUGAGGCUCUCCCAGAAGAAACCGUCCAACCCAAUCCGACGAAACACAACUCGUGUGCGAGGACGAAGUUACCACCAAAAGAAGAGCUCUUCCAAUUGCUCCAUUGUUCAGCCUGGAAACACUUUCGUCCCAACGUUCAGGAAAAUUGAACAGAGUGAAGCCACUCAAAACUCAGCUCUAUAAAACCAAUGCCAAUAUUUCAUUGGACCAUGGCAGUUUAGGGCAUAGUAUCUGAACCAUCUACAAGAAUUAUUCGGGAAUACAAUGCUAUGCUGUAGAAAAAUUAAAUUAAAGUAAAACAUUUUUUGAUAGACUCGCAAAGAAUAAAGUCAUGUAAUUAUAAUAGGUUUUAGCCUGUAUUUAUUUUAAAUAAACCAAACCGUAUACCAAUAAGACCAUGAUAACUGUACACAAUCCAUAGUAUUUGUGUAAAUUUUAUGUAAGCAUGUCAAAAGUAAUAAUAAAAAUGUAUUAAUUUUCUAAUGACGGCAAAA